AUGUACCGCGCCCCGGCCGCAGGCCUCACACGGCGGGGGAGAAAAAGCGAGGCGCCAGCGGGUCGCCACAGGAAAUGCACGGGGGCCAAGAGUUCUACGGGCGACGGCGCCAGAGCUGAGCGGCGCCGCCUGUUGCCAGCUGAAAGGAAGCCGAUGUCGCCCCCGGUGCGAGUCGCUGGCGCGGGUGCCCAGUUUUUGCGCGUCGGUGGGUUUUCUGCGCCCCGCUCCGCCUCCCCGCCUCUGCCUUCGCUACCCCACUGCCUCGGUGGUAGCCGCACGGCGCCGAUUUCCCUCGCUGCUGCUGCUGCGGCAACUGGUGGUGGGUGGUGGUGA
Trypanosoma conorhini is the source of this 333-nucleotide messenger RNA. RefSeq lists its product as uncharacterized. NCBI's taxonomy places the organism in Eukaryota, Euglenozoa, Kinetoplastea, Trypanosomatida, Trypanosomatidae. The coding region runs from base 1 to 333 and encodes 110 amino acids. The transcript has a single exon. The record is from RefSeq and is a predicted model, not a curated record.